AUUCUUUCAUUCUUUUUGUUUGCUUUUUGAGAAUCACAGCAAGUAUUCGAGUUAAAUUAAAUGUGCGUGUUGGGAUGGAUUUAGUUCGGCAUUUAGCACCAGCUUAUUACUCAAGCUGUGUCUAACUAGUAAGACAUCUUAACAUGGUCCCCGAAGACUGAGGCGAAUUCAACUCAACUCUUUCCAGAAACAUUUCUCUGUGUCGUCUUGAACUUGUGUGAGAGUUUGACAAAAGAUAAUUUGAACUUUAAGCCGGAACUAAGUUUUGCCAACGUUUUACUCAGGUUUUACCAAAUUUUAAACCAUUCAAAUAUUUUUUUCCAACGUUGGGUAAGAACCUAGCUUUAACUGCAGAGUAACCAAUAACUGUAAACCAACUCAAAAUUCGGAUCAAUAUUUUUACCUUAACUAUGGAAGCGAACAAAACGGUCGCGGUCGCGAUGAUGAACACAUCUGAUGAGAAGAUUUAUCAAAUCUGCACGGCAAUUUUCACCGACUCGAUUAAGAUUCGAAAGGCAAAGAGAGUUCUUGCACUCAGCCCGCGCCAAUACACACUUGUAAGUUCAAACUCUUCAUGGUCUGAACAUAAACGCGGCUUGAGACGUCAUUUGGAUCGAACUCCACUGGAUACAACUGAUUUUCAUUCUCUUUUAAUUUUACAAACUUCAAUAAUUUCACGAUAG
This is a messenger RNA of Caenorhabditis elegans, 683 nucleotides long. RefSeq names its product Transposase. The transcript has 2 exons. The coding region runs from base 411 to 683 and encodes 90 amino acids. The record is from RefSeq and is marked reviewed. Lineage: Eukaryota; Metazoa; Nematoda; Chromadorea; Rhabditida; Rhabditidae.